GGUUUUCUUCUUGCGGUUCGGUGAGGCUCGCAAAUUCCUAACUCGAAACCCUCCUCGUGGCCAAAUCAAACCUCAGGCCCCAAAUUGGGAUCCUGAUAGAGUCGCUAUCCCUGUCUCAUCACCGCGCGGCGACGCUGCACCGUCGCCGGUAAGCGGGGCCGGCGGCGGAACCAUCGGCCCGUGGAAGAGUGCAGAUGGCGUUCUCCUUCCAUACUCCACCACCCCAACUACAGCAGCCGCAGCCUUCGCCGUUCCAGACCCCGCAACAACCGUCGUCGCUCUUCCAAACGCCUCAACCUCCGCAGCAGAACUCGCUGUUUUCGUCGGUCGGGCAGCAGCAGUCGCCGUUCCAGUUGCAGCCGCAGCAGCAUAUUCAGUUUCAGCAACCGCAGCAGGCGGCGGCUGCUGCGCCGCAGCAGCAGUUGUUGCUUUAUACGAAGGAUAGGGCGCCGGCAGGGUAUAAUACCAAGUGGGACGAUCUGCACCCUGACUCGCAGAAGCUUCUUCUGCAGAUCGAGGUGCGGAUUCUCGAGUACAAGGAUGAGAGCCAGAGGUUGGAUCAGUGCAGCCGACUCUAUGAUUCAUCAAUAUCAGGUGACAGUUUUGAGCUCACUGCCAGUAGAAUCAUUCAGGAACUUGGGGUAAUCAGUACCGCGAUGGAAAGAGAAAAAGUUUCAAUCCAAGAAUUAAUGGCCUCUGUGAACAAAAUGAUGUGGGACACAGAGUUUGCUAUUCGGUCAUACAUGAUGCUGAGGCCAAAGUUUCAUCGUCAGAAUGUUCCAGCUAUUACAAAUGUUGCAUCUGGAAGUCAGAAUACAGGAUCAGGAAUCGCUUCUAACCCAACUAAUCAACUAGCUACUGGCUCUGUAGCUCCAGUUUUUGAUUUUUACAGUGGGCUUCCAAAAAGGCCAUCUAUUUUUAUGGAGCAUACAGUUGCUAGAUUUGAGAAAUAUCUCACCGAGUGUUGCCAAUGGAUUGAAGAAGUAGAACAACUAGUCAUGAUGGAUACUAGCAAAAUGUCUUCGAGUUCUCUGGAAGCUUUACCGCAAGUCAUAUCAAAUGUCCAUGAUUUUUUCAUUCAUGUGGCUGCCAAGGUAGAGAACCUUCACCAGUAUGUUGAAUCUAUGAAGACAGCAUAUCUUGCUGAUCAGCGUCGACGUGGUGAUGGGAAUGAUCCAUUUCUUGAGGCCAACAGAAGAGAAGCAGCGAAACAAGAAGCUGCUGCUAGAAGAGUUCACCCAACAUUGCAUUUACCAGCAAUUUCUGCACAAUCAACUACUCAAGUUUCUGGUGCCUUUGCUAGUUCAGCAAUACCUGUGUCAAGCACUCUGCAGCCAUCUGGAGCCCCUUCAGCCGCAUCUUCUGGUGGUGGAUUUUCAUUGUUUAGCACUCCAUCUUCAGCUCCUGCUGCCUCUUCCUCUUCCCUAUUUUCAACUCCAACAGCUUCUGCUCCUUCAACCUUGUUUGGUUCUUCCGGCUUUUCACCUCAGUCAACACCAUUUGGAACUCCCUCUGCAUCUCUGUUUGGUUCCACUCAGACUCCAUCCGGGUUUGCAACUAGCACUCCAUUUGGAUCCACCCCUGCUGCUGGUAGCUCUUCACUGUUCUCCACUCCCACACUGACUGCCACAGGUGCUGCAAUCGGUUCGGGUGCUAGCUUUGGUCCAUCUAAAUCAUCCAGGCCAAAGACUCGCACCAGCAGGCGUUAGUCGUAUGUAUGCCAUAACUCAAGCUGGUAAUCCACAAACCUUUUGCUUAAGGGGUAUUUGUUGUAUGCCCUAAAACAGGCUGGUGAUGUGGAACUCCUUGCAGAUGUUUUGGACUAAGAAUUUUAAUUAGUAAAUCAAGUGAGUCUUCUAAUGCAUAAUCAUUUUAGUCGGUGUA
Musa acuminata subsp. malaccensis (wild Malaysian banana) is the source of this 1884-nucleotide messenger RNA. Its product is annotated as nuclear pore complex protein NUP58. NCBI's taxonomy places the organism in Eukaryota, Viridiplantae, Streptophyta, Magnoliopsida, Zingiberales, Musaceae. Gene Ontology annotation, biological process: nucleocytoplasmic transport. The record is from RefSeq and is a predicted model, not a curated record. Gene Ontology annotation, cellular component: nuclear pore. Gene Ontology annotation, molecular function: structural constituent of nuclear pore.